AAUUUAUACGAUGCAAGACCGACUUAUUCCCGCCCUCUUUACAAGAUCAUUUUUACCUUGUAAUUGAUACUCUUGAAUGUUAAUCGGCAGAAGCAUUUGAAGGAAAUAUAGGAUGUGCGGGAGAGCUCGGUGUACGCUAAGGGUGGAGGAUGUUCCCAAAGCAUGUGGCUUUCAACACUCCCUCCCCACUAUGAAUGCUGAACUAUAUCGUCCAUCAUACAAUGUUUCACCUGGAUCAUACAUGCCAGUGGUUUGCAAACAAAAUACAGCAACUGGGAAAGAGCCAGUUGUACGUUGCAUGAAAUGGGGUCUUGUUCCUAGUUUCACUAAGAAGAACGAGAAACCUGAUCACUUUCGCAUGUUUAAUGCUCGAUCAGAAUCAGUCCAUGAAAAGACAUCUUUUCGUCGGCUUAUUCCUAGUUGCCGCUGCCUGGUGACAGUUGAGGGGUUCUAUGAGUGGAAAAAGGAUGGAGCAAAGAAGCAACCUUUUUAUAUAUAUUUUCAAGAUGAGCGCCCUCUUGUUUUUGCUGCACUCUAUGAUACGUGGGAUGAUUUGGAAGGAGGAGUGCUUUUCACAUUCACUAUUUUGACUACACGUUGCUCAAAGGCAUUGAAGUGGCUUCAUGAUAGACUGCCUGUAAUUUUGGGAAGCAAGGAUACAAUUGAUGCUUGGUUGAAUGACCUCUCUUCGUUAACAUUUGACAUGGUUACUCAACCAUAUGAAGCAUCUGAUCUGGUGUGGUAUCCGGUGACUCCUGCAAUGGGUAGAAUCCAAUUUGAUGGGCCAGAAUGCGUUAAAGAGCUUGUCUUGAAACCUGAAAAAAAAAAUUCAAUCGCAGAGCUAUUUUUAAGACACAGUACUCCUGCAAAAUUGUCUGCUGGUGAAAUCUGUAAUGCCGAGGCUGUUGAAGACCAAUCAGAUAUUUCUGCAGAUGAUUUAAGCAUUGAAGAACAGAAAGCUUUGCUUGCUGCGAUUGAACCAGACAAAGAACCAAACAAGGAAGUGCUGCCUUCAAUAAAAGAAGAGCACCUCUUGGAACAGUGUGGUGCAAAAAGGCUCUUUGAUAAGACAGAUAAUGAUAACCAGCUUGUUUCUCAAGAGUAUCAAUCUGGGAAACACAGAUCAUCCCUAGAUCCCUUGGAGGAGCAUAGUUCUCCCUUCACUGAAGUGCAAAAGAAAAAGAGCAAAAGCAAUGUGACAAAAGAUGGACAACAAACUAUACUUUCUUUUUUUGGAAGAAACUAGAUCCCAGGUUUUUGUAUUGACAACCUUGUAAAAUGUAUGCAUGUGUAGCCUUAACUUUGUUAGAGGUUCAGGAAUUCUGAAAAAAGCAGAGAUAAGACUAGCAAAAUUCUCUUUUGGCUGACCUGAUCAGUACACUAACCACUGUUUUAUAAGGAGAAGAUAGCACAGUUAUUCUCACUCGAAAAGAAAGUUCUGUUAUCUGAUCUAAGGUCUGUUUCCAUCCAACUCAAAUUUGGGGUGUUACAUUAGUCUUCUUGGGUAUAGAUGCGCAUGAUAUUCCAUCAUUUUUUGUAUAAAUUCUGCAUAUCUUAGAAUGGUUAUGCACUCUGGCAUAUCUAAAAUUGAGCAUUGCCCGGAAAAUUAGUUGAUGGAAUAAGUGUAUUUUUUCAUUUUAUACAGAUAUCAUGAUAAUGCUGGCAAAUAUGGAAUUUCCACAUAGUAUAUUUGGGAUUGGUUGUGUUCUGCGUUUUCAGAUAGACCUGAUUAGCAUUGUGUGACAUGCCUCAGAGUUAACAGGCUUCAGCUUAGUUGUCCCUUUUAGCUGCCAUGCUCAUUAUAAUAUGGCCUUGGACUAACAAGAAUUCAUUGGAGCCUGCCAAUUCUAAUAUCGAGCAUACGAGGAUGUGAUGUUUUGUCAAGGAAUGUAAUCCUAGGAUUUAUUUUCUUUAAA
Cryptomeria japonica (Japanese cedar) is the source of this 1916-nucleotide messenger RNA. RefSeq lists its product as uncharacterized. The record is from RefSeq and is a predicted model, not a curated record. Gene Ontology annotation, biological process: DNA damage response. Bases 113 to 1246 code for a protein of 377 amino acids. NCBI's taxonomy places the organism in Eukaryota, Viridiplantae, Streptophyta, Pinopsida, Cupressales, Cupressaceae. Gene Ontology annotation, molecular function: single-stranded DNA binding. The transcript has 8 exons.